This is a messenger RNA of Aaosphaeria arxii CBS 175.79, 1136 nucleotides long. RefSeq names its product TFIID-31kDa-domain-containing protein. NCBI's taxonomy places the organism in Eukaryota, Fungi, Ascomycota, Dothideomycetes, Pleosporales. The record is from RefSeq and is a predicted model, not a curated record. Gene Ontology annotation, molecular function: protein heterodimerization activity; RNA polymerase II general transcription initiation factor activity; transcription coactivator activity. Gene Ontology annotation, cellular component: SAGA complex; transcription factor TFIID complex. Gene Ontology annotation, biological process: DNA-templated transcription initiation; RNA polymerase II preinitiation complex assembly. The transcript has 2 exons. Bases 112 to 939 code for a protein of 275 amino acids.
CUAAACGGACAUUUUCACAUUGAAUUCCAUGCCCAUGCUAGCUGUCUCGUAAAUAUAGUUUACCCAUAAGACUCCCAAUACAUACCUCCAUCUACAACGUACGCACACAUCAUGGCGUCUCCAGCUCCCGCAGAGCUCCAAAAUGGAAUCUCGACGCCUCCGACCACUGCCAACGGCGCCCCAAACCCCAGUCCACAAACCGCAUCCUCGACGCAGCCGAACACCCAGUCGCAACCGCAAGCCUCCCAAAACUCACAAGCACCGGCCUCAAGCACCGGCCCAGCCUCGAUACCGAUCAAUCCAUCGCACCCACUCACAUCGCUGCAAGACAGCGGCGCGGGAAAGCGGCCGCGCGACGCGCGCCUCAUCCACAUCCUCCUCAUGAAGAUGGGCGUGCACGCGUACACGGAACGCGUGCCCCUACAGCUCCUCGACUACACCUACCGCUACACGUCCGGCAUCCUGAGCGAUGCGAUUUCGUACGAGCCGCCCGCACACGCCUCGGCUGCCUCCAAGAAGGCCGCCGCGAAAGACGAGGAGACCAUCUCGAGCAAUGCGCUGAAGACGGCCAUCAGCGCGCGCGCGGCGUACCAAUUGUCACCUGCGCUGCCCAAGGAGUUCAUGACGGAUAUCGCGAGCGAGAGGAACAGGAUCGCUCUGCCGAGGGUGGAUAGGGAGUUUGGAGUCAGGCUGCCGCCAGAGAGGUACUGCUUCACGGGGGUUGGAUGGGACGUGAAGGAGAGCUGGGAGGAGGAGGUCGAGGUGGAUGAGGAUAUGACUGGUUCUGGAGGGCCGGUCGGCGGGAUCGGUGCCAGCUCGGGGGCAGGUGCGGCUGCUACAGAUACCGUGAUGGGAGGAAUGGAGGAAGAGGAGGUUGAAGAGGACGAGUUUGAAGAAGUGAUGGGCAUCAAAGGCGACACCAACAUGACGGAUGGAUAGGGUUCUUCCUUAGGAGGCGCCUUUGUCUUCGGAAGCUUCGAUCUUCUCGCAGAUGGAGCGGGUGAUGGGCUUUGACGGACCGAAUCAGUUCAUUUUUAAUCUCAGCAUUUUUACGGCGUUCAAGAGUGAUCCAGUCACUCAAUUGGUACGAAAAGAGGCGUCUUUCUUUUUGGGAGGUAACGGGGGUAUACCAGAGC